AUGGAUCAGCUGCCAUCAACCGCAACCUCUAGGAUAAAAUCACCCAAGCUGCCUCAAAAUCCUUCACGUCUCUUACCUCGACAACGUGUUGCUUCAGAUAAUCUUCUUUCUGACUUGACUCCCACCACAACCUUUAAGUCAAUCACGAGUCCAUCCGGCCAACUCAAAGCUAGUAUAGAGGCAGCCUCUCAAAACGACCGCGCAUUUGGUAUACGAGCCGCUGCAACAUCCAAAAAAAUUCAAGAAUGGAUAGUAGAAUUAUCAGGCUGGUCAUGGUCCAAAAAAGAUGGCCCAACAGGAUUCGAACUAUCACCUGAAGGAAAUACUGACGAGGCUUCUCCAGAAAGGGAAAGAGACCAAAUCUACCAGGAAGAUAUGAAUACAAAUUUUAAUACUAUGUCUAAUAACCAAACUGCAAGACUUUCAUCAUACGAAGCUCGUAUCAAUGAUAUACAAUCGGAAUUGGAUAAUCUCAAUGUAGAUGAGAUUAAACGCCACGUCCUUGAUACACAUCUUACGGUUAGAUCGCGUCCCUCCUCAUCUUGCUCCAACGCAAGGCUAAGCAGUAUUACUACGAUAUCGUACAACAAUAUGGAUGACUUCACAGCAAUGGUUACGGCAGUAGUACUACAAACAUUGCCUAAUCUGAGUAAGUUGAUGCGUCUGUUAGAUAUAUGGAGAAUUAGAAUAUUUAUAUUACAAAGUAUUCCAAAGUUAAUGUUAGAUUUUGAAGAAGCAGAAACGGCCCUCAAAAGCGGCUGGAAUGCUAUUGGAAAAUCUUCACGAAUUCACGAAACAGGUAACUUCCGUCAGCCAUUAUCAAGGGAAACUUUCGAUCUAAUCCGAUGCAUAUUACGGGAUAAAAUCUCUAAGAUUGGCAAAAAUCUAGACUUCAUGCUAGAUACCCUUGAAGGCAGACCAGAAACUCUUCCUGGCUCUUGGAUUUUAAGGAUGGAAAUUCUUGAGCGGGGAUAUGGCGAAUGGGUUGUUGUGGGUGAUCGUAAAAUAACCGAGGGAGAAUGGAAUGAGUAUGAAAUAUCACGAAGCAAAAUUACUGAUAGGGAAAAGUUAGAAGAGAAUAAAAAGCAGAUUGUAAUUGCGCAGGAAGAAAAAUCUUUUAGCUGUCAUAUACUUGGAGCUCAGGAUGGUGUCAAAAAUCAUCCACAAAUUAAAAUAUCUGCGGAUGCCCCUCUAGCUCGGCCGUCAUCAUGCACGUUAGACCCAAAAGUAGUUUCCCCUUCGAUAAUCACCGGUAACGAAAUCAGCCAUGAAAUAUUAGAUACAAACAAUGUGGAGCUGAGAGAAAUAUCCAUUGGUUCAGAAAUAUGCGAUAAAACAGACGAUAUUAAUCAACCAACAUCCUAUUUACUCCAAACCCUUCCAAUUAAAGAGAUUGGAGCUGCUCCUGACGAAGAAAAGUCCUCAGUCAGCCAACAAGAUGAUGUUUCUGAAAUAGCUCCAAACGUUAACUUAAGCGCUACGUCUGAGGAGAACCUUCAGUACUCAUCAUCUGAUCAAUAUAGUUCAAAGCUUGACAGCGAAAAUAGUGAAUCCAAAAUAGAUUUGAUUAACGACAGAGAUGUCCCUCAGCUCAAUUCGAACGAGAGUGGCACUAGUUUAAAUUGCAAACAAUUAUGCCAAACUACUACUCCCCCUGCUAAAUUCAGCGAGCAGGUUAACCUAUAUACGAUGACAGAGUGUAUACCGAAUAUCGUAGAAUCUGGUGUCACCGAGUUAAGUAAGAAUUGUUCAACUUAUCGAGCCAAAAGUCCAAAGAAGUAUAAUUUAAACAUCACGACAGGCUCUACCAAACCUAUUUCUUCAUCAAAUUCGUCACCGAGUCUCCCGAUUAGAGAGAAUUCAGAUGAAGAUGAAGCUUUCACGAAAAUAUCAACUCCUGUUCCUUCAAACUAUUGCAGCUCAAGCAAACUCGCAAUCAAAGCAAAUAUUUGCGAUGAUUCGAAAUUUCGCAAGAGCCCUAUUACUUCGGAUUUUGAGGAGGUAAUGACGAAUUGGGCUCGAAUCAAUCAGAAGAGUUUGGAAGCGAGUCAAAACUAUCGUCACUCACCGAUCACCAACAGCACUAUAAAUGGAAUGCCUACUGGCUCGCCGCUUCCUUCGGCUAGCGCUGUUUUCUAUGGCGCUGCAGGCGCGGAAUAUUCCCUUCAAUUCCCUCUUGACGGUAGCACAUGUUAUACUUAUAACACAUUAUUUAUUUCUUCAAUACACUCAGGCCUUGAUAUCUCUACCGUUUGUGAGAUCUCAACCAUGGACCGCGUACUCGAACUAGACCGAGGUUUGCCAGGCAUAUACCUAGUAAAACCACCUCAGCCGGUAAUCUCUAUCAGAUAUCGUGGCGGCAAAAUUUCUUCACACAAGUGUUCUUCCAAUCUAGAUGUUCAGUGUCCCUCUGAGAAUUUAAUUGAUAAACAAACCGUACCAAAAAAUUCUUCAAGCGAAUUCACAUUAAAUAGUUUGACUCUUCAAGGACUAUCAAAUUGUGCAAUCCAUACUCUAGUCACUGGAAAAAUGUCGCCCGUUCCCGAGGAAACUCAUCUCAAGACUCCGAAAUCCACUCAGCUGGAUGGCACUUGUGAAGCUUGCGAUUCUAUUGAUACUGAUACGCAGCAUAGUGUAUUAAAUUUUGGAAAGCAUAUAUUCAAAAGCAACAAAUUUUUAAACCGUACUAGAAACCUUCACGUAUCAAGCUCAAAUCCCUGUCAGCAUUUCACAUGUUCAGAAGAGCCAAUUUCAACGAAAAGUAUGCUUAAUGAGACUGCUCAGCCUUCCGAGAUAUCUCAAGAACCUAAAAAUAUAAAAGAUGAAUCAAAUUUUGACAGUGAGAUAAAAUCACUAAUAAUAACACAUACUGAACAACCCUCAAGUCUUUAUGACACGAGUCCGCCUAAUUCUCCAUUAAUGCGUGCUCAAAGACCUCGAGCAGUUUCGUUCGGCCCAGAUCGAUCUGCAGCUUCUACAGUCUCAGAAGCCCCCACGUUUGCAAAUCUUGAUUUAUCAACUGACAGAGCCACCCCAACUAGGAUUUGCAAACUGAAUACAGACGAAAAGAUUCAACAACAAAUUUCAUCGCUAUUAGAAUCUAUUCCUGCUCGUAUUAUGCUGGAUACUGAGUCUAAUUCUUCACGUUUUAAUUCCGAAGUUUUGCUUCCAAGAAAAACUCGAAAAUCAACUAUCCUUUCCUCACGUUCGAUCUCAAAUUUAAAUAAUACCAGUUCCCACGCUCGAUCCACAACACCAUCUUUUACCCUAGCUCCGGCAUACGCUAAAGGGAAUUCACGACCAAGGCACCAAAAUAGCAAUUCAGAAAUAAGAGUCUACCAUCUAUCUCGCUCUGAUGGUGGGAUACCUAUUAAGCUCCUUGUUCGACUUGUUGGUGAGCGUGGUGAGCGGGUAAUGGUUCGCGUCGGGGGUGGAUGGGCAGAUCUAGGUGAAUACCUAAAAGAAUAUGCGUCACAUCAUGGUCGUCGCAACGUAACAGAUACGGUCAAGAUCCAUGAUAUUCCACCGAGAGCUAUAUCUUCAGGUUCAAUAACAUCUAUCUCCAAUAUUCAAGCGACUCUGCGCUCUCAGUUACAGCCAAAACCAAAAAACUUCGCAGAUCAGUUAGGAAGAGGAGGGUCUAAUGUCACUAAAAGUCGGAACUUGGGGUUGAAAAAUACCUCAGAGUGCUCUGAGAGUCAGACUUCCAUUAGUAAAAUCCAGUGCCCCAGUACACCUAUUCCUUCAAUCAAACAUACUCCUUGGGACACGCCACCUUCCGCUGCUAGCUCUAGUGGAACGAUUAUCUCUACAGUUAGUGGGAGAAGUUCCCGUAUGAGCUGGGUUGAAGAGGAUUUCAACCUAGGCCUUGCAGGACCAACUGGCAAAAAGAAUACUAUCAGUGAUCAGGAUCAUGAGUGGGUUGAGAGUAUGAAGGAAAAGGUCCGCUUGGCCAGUGCAGAAAAAGAUAAGAAGAAUCGUGAACGAGUUAAGCGAGGAGAAAGGGAGAGGAGCCGUGGCCUUAGUAUUGGGGAGAGUGACAAGUACAGUAGUUCAACUUUGUCCAAAAAGGGAUACCCAUCUAUUUAA
This is a messenger RNA of Blumeria graminis f. sp. triticale, 4089 nucleotides long. Lineage: Eukaryota; Fungi; Ascomycota; Leotiomycetes; Helotiales; Erysiphaceae. The record is from the annotation of a GenBank genome assembly.